CCGCUGUACGCGCGGGUGCAGAAGCCGCCGCAGCGCACACCCAGGGCACACGGCGGGCCCGGGGACAUGGCCGCAAUGAUCAAGGUGAAGAAGGAUGAGGCGGACCACGACGGCGGCGGCCCGCCCUAUGACACGCUGCACGUCUACGGCUAUGAGGGCUCCCAGUCCGUCGCCGAGUCCCUCAGCUCCCUGGGCACCGAUUCGUCCUACUCCGACACCGAUUACGACUUCCUCAACGAUUGGGGGCCCAGGUUCAAGAUGUUGGCCGAGCUGUAUGGCUCGGACCUCCAGGAAGAGCUGCUGUAUUAG
This is a messenger RNA of Galeopterus variegatus (Sunda flying lemur), 309 nucleotides long. Its product is annotated as cadherin-5-like. Gene Ontology annotation, biological process: cell morphogenesis; regulation of establishment of cell polarity; cell-cell junction assembly. Gene Ontology annotation, cellular component: bicellular tight junction; catenin complex; adherens junction. The annotation marks the transcript as partial. The transcript has a single exon. Lineage: Eukaryota; Metazoa; Chordata; Mammalia; Dermoptera; Cynocephalidae. The record is from RefSeq and is a predicted model, not a curated record. Gene Ontology annotation, molecular function: calcium ion binding; cadherin binding.